Penicillium odoratum is the source of this 2208-nucleotide messenger RNA. RefSeq names its product PHD finger domain protein. Lineage: Eukaryota; Fungi; Ascomycota; Eurotiomycetes; Eurotiales; Aspergillaceae. The record is from RefSeq and is a predicted model, not a curated record. The transcript has a single exon. Bases 1 to 2208 code for a protein of 735 amino acids.
AUGUUCAGCUUUAGCUAUCCAAACGGUGAACCUCAAACUCCGACGAGGACUCCUACUACCGCCGCUAUUGACUCCUUCACAACCCCAAAACUCGAGUCAAGUUUCUUUGAUCCUCGGGUCACCUGGGAUACCGCCGACCCUUAUGCCUCCAGCCCCGAGUUCCUACGAUCCCCUCAAAAAUUCAGCCUCGGUGCCUCCAAUCCGUUCAAAACAGAGUCCCUCGACCACCGCAUAGAUGACUUCAAGGAUGGUGGAAGAAUUCUGGAGCAGACCGAUACCGCCAGGCGCAUUCGACCUAUGAAGCCAACUGAGGAAGGUCCACGGCCCGGGGAUUCGGCCAAAUCCGCGGCUUCAAUGCAGACACCACCGCCCACCAGUGCAUCAAGACGGAAGAUCCCCGACUUUGAUCCGCUGGCCAGCGUUGGGAGGGGGACUACGCCCCGGAUGGGAAACCACCUGGAGACUCCCAGCCGACUGCUAGGAGAGUCCCCUCGCAUGUUUGGUAAUCUACAAUCGUCGCCGGAUCUCUUCCAACUGGCCUCGUUGGAUCCGACGCGCUCCCCAUUUUUCCCGCAACAGCGACUGUUUUGGGACCAGGAGCAUGAGCAACCAAACGACAUCCCUCUCCCAGGCUUGCAUCUCAACCAACAGCCACCGAAAUCUACCCCGAAAACCGCUAUGAAAACGCAAAUCCCACAACUGCCAUCCAUUGAUGGUUCUAUGGACUUGCCAGAAUUUAGCGGAUUUGGAUUCUCAGCCCCGCCUAACGAUGCAGCCUUGUUUCCAGCUCCUUUCUCGACCUCUCCUCGCCGGCCUGUGGCCAAGGCAGAAGACCCCGCCAUGUUCCUGAGUUCCCCUGCUCGCCGGUUUGGUGGACCCCAGUUGACACCGGAACGAAAGCCCUUGCGAGGAUUGCGACAGCCUUAUCACCACCAAAUUGAGGAAUCAAAACGGGAAGAGCUCCUGCGUGGUAAUGGAGACCGUCAGGCAUUCGGGUCCUUCUCUAGCGCUUCAGAUGACGAUGAUUAUACACCAAGGGUACGUCCCACAUUGACCAGGAGCGUUACGCACACUGCGAUGACGAGCUCCUCCCGAUCACUCAGCCAGGCAGGAAGGGCCAGUGGAGUUCGCAAAAGCCCUUCAAAAGGACGAGUGUCGCCAGUGAAAGGAAUGCGUCCGGCACCCUUGGCCCGGUCUGCCUCACUCGCUACUUUUCCUACUCGCUCUCAGUCUGUGGUGCUUCGUAUUGGACGAGAUGGUAGGGCAAAGGCUGAGAUGCAACCUGUUGAUGAGGGAUCAUCGGGGCUGACAGAUCCUCUGACUGAGAUGGAUCUUGAUGGCUCUGCUACCGAGAGUGAAGUCGAUCCUGCCGAGUAUUCAGAAUAUCCUGUCCUGCCUCGGUCUCAAUCAUCUUUCCCUCUGGUAAACAAUCAUUGUCCAAACCUGGCCCGCAGUGAUUCUGGAUCCCGACCGCCGUCUAAGGGUUCAUAUGCCUCUAUUGAUUCAUCACACUCCGGGCGCAUGUCUCCUUGGGGAGGAUCCUCUCGGAAUAUCUCGAGUCGAUCCACCUACCGUGGGUCUCCCGAAGCCAUCAAGCGAACCCCCAAGCGGCAUUCGUCAUUGCUUCACUCCGAUGCUACAUAUACACGGGGUAGCGUGACAUCCCAAUCCUUGCCCGGAGACGACGAUGACAGCGGUGAUGCCCAGGCCGCCCUCCGACAGGUCCUCAAGGAGCGUGGCCGCCCAAGGCCCUCUACUGGCUAUGGGACUGGCCUCACACGCUCAUCACAUUCAUUUGCCCUUCUCCGAUCAUCGCCCCCUCGCAUGCAUAGUGACUUUGAUAUCCAAUCUCGACACUCCAAUGCCUCCCCCACUACGGUGACCGACCCCGACUUAGCCACUCCCCACACGGAGCGGCAUAGCAACCACAGCAAUCCUAGUAAUGCUACUCGCUGCGUAUGUAACUCGAUGGAAAACGGUGGGCAUCUUAUGAUUCAAUGGUUAGUUGUUCCGACAAUUUCCUUACUUGACCACUCGCUUAACGUAUUUCUAGCGAAUCCUGUGCCCACUGGCUUCACACCAAAUGUGUUGGGUUGGAACGAGCCAACCUCCCCUCUUUUUACGUGUGCAGACUCUGUGACCAAACCCCAUCCCGACAGCAUGUUCGAUCGGGCUACGGGCCCGGUGGCGGUCCCCCCUCACCUUUAG